Molecule: messenger RNA, 1465 nt
Organism: Ectocarpus sp. CCAP 1310/34
Lineage: Eukaryota; Phaeophyceae; Ectocarpales; Ectocarpaceae
Source: the annotation of a GenBank genome assembly
UCUCUCGUGGUUAAUCUCGGCACUCUUGCCUGAACGGUAGACUGGCAUCGGCAGAACAUGAGCGAUGAAGUACCAGUAGUGAACACCGCGAUCCUCAGACGGCCGUUCGUUCGUUGCGGGCAAGAACAGCGGGGGCAGGCAGAAGACUUACCGGUGCUCGGGCCGGAGGCUGCAAUGCACAAGUCCGCGCCUACAAGGGUGCCGACGGAGUGUGGAAGGUGCACACGAUUGACGCCGCACACACCGACUGCUCCGGCGGCAAUACGAAGGGGAGGACCGCUGCUCUCCAACACCUGGCCUCCACAGCCGUGAAGGACCAUUCGUCCAUGAAUGGCAAGGAGCUCAAGCGUAAGCUGGAGCGGGACACAGGGAUCAAUGUCGCCCACCGGACUGCAAACCGGAUGAAGAUGACAGCAAGGGACGGCGACAAAGCGACGACGGCGGCUGGGUACCAGCUGCUGGGUUCUUUCUGCGACCUGCUUCAACAGCAGUGCCCUGGUUCGGUCGCGGAAACCCAGGUACUCUGCGUGGAUGCUGGCCACUUGAAGGGCGACUGGAACGGUAUGAUGCUGGUCGCGACGAGCAAGGACGCCGACACCAAGCUGGUACUCUGCGUGGAUGCUGGCCACUUGAAGGGCGACUGGAACGGUAUGAUGCUGGUCGCGACGGGCACGGACGCCGACACCAAGCUGGUGCACGUUGCGACCAGCAUCUGCGACAAGGAGAACACCGACAACUACUCGUGGUUCUACUUGAUGAUGAAGAACAACGUCGACAUGGCGGAGGUACUCAACAGCCCGAAAACCACCCUCUUCACGGACAAGCACAAGUCGCACGAACCUGCCAUCACCCUUCACGCGCCCAACACUGUGUGGAGGUGGUGCCUUCGUCAUCACAUCAAAGCACUUCCCGAGGCCCCUGGACAGACUGUGACCCACUGGCUCUACCACGCAGCCAGGGCGCCAACCCGCACCAAGUUCAUGGACACCAAGGUCAAGCCAACGAAGCCGAAAGCCUACGCCGCUCUAUUGGACCCGAACAAACCCCACGAACUUGUCAAGUGGACGCACCACGCUGGACCCACCGACACAGCCAUCGGGGGUGUCGUGUCGUCCAACGCGGCCGAGCAAAACAUGGUUAUGGUAGGCCUGCAGCGUGGGGAGGAAGUUGCCGCCCUACAUAUGGCCCAGCACAUCCUGGACAAGACCGCCUCCCGGAUGGCAGAAAGGGCUGAACUCGUCAACAGCGCCUCGCAGAGGUUUACCCCUUUCGCCGCUAAGGAGUUCGAGGCUCAGCGCGCGAAGUCCAGCAACCUGCACUCCAGCGCCACCGGGAACGGCAACUUCACUGUUCGCAAACUAGGCAGCAACUACGGCAACCGAGUGGGGCUGGAGUUCGGGACAGAUGGCGUGGUGACUCGCAUGACCUGCACGUGCGGCUACUAGACUCGAUUCAAGAUCCCGUG